AUGUCACAAGUUCUGGAUUUGGGUGAGAAUGAAUUGGAAUGGCUGGCAAAUCACCUUGGCCACGAUGUCACUGUUCAUCGGCAAUACUACAGACUUCAGGAGUCAACCCUUGAGAUGACGAAAGUUGCUAAACUACUCAUGAUGAUAGAUGCAGGGAAAGGUGGUAAUUACAUGGGGAAGUCGCUCGACGACAUAUCUCUUGAAGAUCUCGACAUUCCUGUUUUGGAUGAUAGUGAUGGCUCUGAUGAGGAAGGUGAUGAGGAAGGAACAGAAAUUCCUAUUGAGAAGCCAGCAAAAGCAAACAAAACAAAGCGCAGAACAGUCGCAAACCCUGAAAUUCCAGCCAAGAAGCCAGCAAAAAGAAAUCGCAAAACAAGCGCAACACCUGAAAUUCCAGCCAAGAAGCCAGCGAAAGCAAAGAAAACAAAGCGCAAAACAAGCGCAACACCUGAAAUUCCAGCCAAGAAGCCAGCGAAAGCAAAGAAAACAAAGCGCAAAACAAGCGCAACACCUGAAAUCCCAGCCAAGAAGCCAGCGAAAGCAAAGAGCAAAAUAAGCGCAACACAUGAAAUUCCAGCCAAGAAACCAGCAAAAGCAAAGACAACCAAGCGCAAAAGGGACCGAACCCCUGAGAGAGCCUCAGGAAAAAAGCAACGCACAUAAAAAACGGCCAAGUUUGGCUUAAUGUUGACAUUUCCAUAACCCAUGAACUUAAAAGUGAAAAAUUCGUGGUAGUUUAUGGAAGUAGACUCAUUAAUCUUUUAUUUUACACUUUUACCGUUAACAUUGGUUUCCAUUGAGUUGGUAGAUUUUCUCACUUUGUUUCUGACCAUGAAAUGUACAUGCACGCCGGUCACCGUGUCAUACUACAGUCAUUUUCCGAUUAAGCAGUCUUCAGUUACGGACUUCACUGGGUCUGUGUAGUGGAAAGUGUAAGGGUAUGGAUCUUACUUAAAUAUUGUUCACAUUAAUUUGUAGCUGACUGAAUUUUAAUUUCAUGUUAACCGUAGGUUUUGAUACAAAAAAGUGAUGUCGUACUUUUCCUUGGAGUUGGAGGAAAUGGUAACUCUAAUGGUAUGAUACAAUAUGAUCUUAAAAACUAAAAGAUACACUUCAUGUAGUUUCUAUGAAUUAACUCCAAUCACGUGCAGUGUCUGUCACCAAAAAGGAUGCAACAGAAGAUAUCAUAAGAAAUACAUAACAAUUUGAUGUUCUUUUAUACUGAUCUCAGGAGUAUGAUUAUCAUAUGCUUGCAUGAUUCUAGUUUAGAUUUUGAGUUGGAGAAUAAGAAAAGAGUGUGCAAUUACAUGGAUUUGCAAGCAUGGUGUCCAGUAUUUCAGGCAGGUAUGUCAGGAACACAUAGAACAGCCUGUAUAUUUUCCUGUAACGACCAGGAGACAAACAUUACAAUCAGCACUCACUGGCAGUUUGCCAAAAUAAUUCAUUUCAUUUUCUAUACUCUGUGUAUGUUAUCCAGGCAUCCUAUCAUGUGCCAAUAAAUUUUGUUGAUGUUUGAAGUACAUAGACGGGUACCGAAACCAGCAAAGAUGCGUAAGGCUGUAUUCAGAAGAGCACAACAUCAAGAAGGCCACGUUUCUGUCUUGGUUGCGCAAGGAGGAGACAAUUCGCCACAAUUUUGACCACAGCAAAAAAAGGGGCCAAGAGCGCAAGGUCAAGGACCGCGAUGUCGGGUAUUGGCCUGAGAUGGAAGUUGAGAUGUCGGAGUGGUUUCGUGAUAAAAGACAAAUUGGUAUGCCAGUCAGUAUCGAAGAUCUAAAGGAGAGGGCGAUGAUAGAGUUUCAACAGUGGUGGGACCAGCUUCCUGAAGAAACCCAAGCCGACAUUGUAACUAGUAAACCUGAACGCUCAAACUUUGCAGCAUCAAAUGGUUGGUUUGAAGGUUUCAAGAAAAGACAAAACAUUUCCCUGCGGAAAUUGACGAAAGAUACUAGGACGAUACCUGAGGACGCUGAGAAUCUCAUUGCCGAGUUCCGUGCCAACUUUUUUCAAACAGUUGAAGAGAUGGCAUUCCGCAUCAUCGGCAACACAGGACGUAUGAACAAACAGGUUCUCCACAGAUCAACAUCAAGAGCAGUCGGGGAAAUCAUAAGCUUGGCUGUACCGUUGUGCUUUGCUGCACCAGGAAUGGGGAAAAGGCACCUGCACUUGUCAUCAUAAAAGCAGCUCCCAAUGGACCACUGGUAAGGAGGAUAAGGGCAACACCUCCAAACAAUGUUAAGGUCACUGCUACUCGGACUGGAUGGCAAAGACGGGAGUCAAUGGAGUAUUGGUUUACGAAUGUUUUUUGGCCAUUCAUUGAGGCACACGAAGAAGAAUUUGACCCUUUGCUGUUGAUUCUUGAUCGAGCCAGAGUACAUCUACAUGAUGAAUUUCAAGAGCUGAUGACAGAAGCAGGCGGACUAGUGCAGUUCAUUCCACCUGGCUGUACGGCAUUUGUGCAGCCGUUAGACUGCACCGUCAUGCGCGCAUUCAAAGCCAGGGCACGCAAUGCGUGGAAAGCAUGGAAAACAACCAACACUGGUGAGGAUGGACAGUGCCCACGAAUUCCAUGGGAAGCUGUCCUUGAAAUUGUAUCUGCAUCAUGGGAUGGGAUUGCCGUGGAGGCUAUUGUCCGAGCUUGGGGCGCGGCAGGGCUCUUGCACUAUCCAGCUGAUGUGGAUGAUUUACUGAUUCGCAAUGAGGAAUUGGAUGAUGAAGACGGCCUUGAAUUUGACAUGGAUAUAGAGUAAAUACAGACUGAGAAUAGGCCUACGUUUUCCAGUAAUGUAAAGAUUCAGUGCACAGGGAUCUUAUUUACGCCAAUUUGUGCAUUCAUUGUCA
Lineus longissimus is the source of this 2841-nucleotide messenger RNA. Its product is annotated as neurofilament heavy polypeptide-like. Bases 1 to 663 code for a protein of 220 amino acids. The transcript is spliced from 13 exons. The record is from RefSeq and is a predicted model, not a curated record. NCBI's taxonomy places the organism in Eukaryota, Metazoa, Nemertea, Pilidiophora, Heteronemertea, Lineidae.